Messenger RNA from Alternaria metachromatica, 768 nucleotides. RefSeq lists its product as uncharacterized. NCBI's taxonomy places the organism in Eukaryota, Fungi, Ascomycota, Dothideomycetes, Pleosporales, Pleosporaceae. The record is from RefSeq and is a predicted model, not a curated record. The transcript is spliced from 2 exons. The coding region runs from base 1 to 768 and encodes 255 amino acids. Gene Ontology annotation, molecular function: oxidoreductase activity, acting on paired donors, with incorporation or reduction of molecular oxygen; heme binding; monooxygenase activity.
AUGUCGCCUUGCUUCAACGAGCGAGUCUCAGCCACGGUAUGGAACGAAGCUCUACAACAGUCGAAAAAUAUGAUCGAGCGUUGGCUCUCAUCACCCGGCGGAAGGACGAGCAGCAUGAUCAAAGAUACCAGCACACUGGCGCUCAACGUCAUAUCUUCAGUCGCUUUCGAGAAUACGGAAGUUAAUGAACCGACACCAGGUCACCAACUGUCACUUCGCGAUGCACUAGUGACGGUUAUGAGUACUUCAAUCUCACCGGCUAUAGAUGGUAUCAUGCCACUCUUCAAAUCCCCCGCAUUCGAAUCGCUGCUUCCGACUAGUACUAAGAGACUGCUACUCGCCAUGCGUGAGUUUCGGCAGUACAUGGACGAAACUGUCGUAAGAGAGCGAUCAAAAGUGGUCAGCGGGCAACCCAAAGCUGCUACACUCAUCAGUACGCUGAUCAGGGCCACCGAUACAACCAACACUAGAAGUGGGGGUUCGAAAGCUAAACUAUCCGACGCUGAGUUAAGAGGCAAUGUCUUUAUUUUCACAGUUGGUGGACUGGAGUCUACUUCAAUCACACUAUCAUACGCAUUGGCUUUACUGGCUGUGCACCCUGAGGUCCAAGACUGGGUAGUGGAGGAGCUGGAUGAAGUUCUGAAAAACGAAGCAACUGACGACCCGGAGUAUGCAAGAAUGUUCCCGCGACUGAAGAGGGUAAUCGCUGUCAUGGUACGGCUUUUCACUCUUAUCUUCACCCGUUAUUUGCUGUUACGCGCCGGAUGA